Molecule: messenger RNA, 605 nt
Organism: Oncorhynchus nerka (sockeye salmon)
Lineage: Eukaryota; Metazoa; Chordata; Actinopteri; Salmoniformes; Salmonidae
Product: myosin heavy chain, embryonic smooth muscle isoform-like
Exons: 4
Cellular component (GO): bicellular tight junction; myosin complex
Source: RefSeq, a predicted model, not a curated record
AUGAGGCGUCGUCUGGAGGCUAAGAUCAGCCAGCUAGAGGAAGAGCUGGAGGAGGAGCAGGCAACAUGGAGAACCCACGACCACCUCCGGAAGACACAGCAACAGGUGGACCAGUUGAGCAGUGAGCUGCAGGCUGAGCGUAGUUCCUCCCAGAGCAGUGAGGGCGCCAGACAGCAGCUCGAGAGGCAGAACAAGGAUCUGAAGGUCAAGCUACAGGAGAUGGAGGGUCAGGGGAGGUCAAAGUUCAAAUCCUCCAUCGCCGCCCUGGAGGCCAAACUACACCAGCUGGAGGAGCAGCUGGAGCUGGAGAACAGAGAGAGACAGACCAACGCUAAAGCAACGCGUCAGAAAGAGAAGAAACUGAAGGAUCUGACCAUCCAGAUGGAGGAAGACAGGAAACAGGCAGAGCAGUACAAGGACAGGAUCAACACAGUGGAGAAGGCUAACGUGCGUGUGAAGCAGCUGAAGCGUCAGCUGGAGGAGGCGGAGGAGGAGUCUCAACGGGUUGCCGCGGGACGCAGGAAGUUACAGAGAGAACUGGACGAGGCCUCCGAGGCCAACGACGCCCUCAGUAGGGAGGUGUCGACCCUAAAGGGCAAACUCAG